This is a messenger RNA of Lichtheimia ornata, 1284 nucleotides long. RefSeq names its product adenylosuccinate synthase. Gene Ontology annotation, biological process: IMP metabolic process; 'de novo' AMP biosynthetic process. Lineage: Eukaryota; Fungi; Mucoromycota; Mucoromycetes; Mucorales; Lichtheimiaceae. Gene Ontology annotation, cellular component: cytoplasm. The transcript has 5 exons. Gene Ontology annotation, molecular function: GTP binding; adenylosuccinate synthase activity. The record is from RefSeq and is a predicted model, not a curated record. The coding region runs from base 1 to 1284 and encodes 427 amino acids.
AUGUCCUCGAUCCUUGCAAAAGACGGCCUAUCCGUCGUCCUCGGCGCCCAAUGGGGUGACGAAGGCAAGGGCAAGCUUUCCGAUAUCCUUUGCGGUGAAGCUGAUGUCUGUGCUCGUUGUCAGGGUGGCAAUAAUGCUGGCCAUACCAUUGUUGUCAACGAUGUCAAGUAUGACUUUCACCUUUUGCCUUCUGGUUUGAUCAACCCUUCUUGCAUUGCCUUUAUUGGCACUGGUGUGGUCGUUCACUUGCCUGCCUUCUUUGAUGAAUUGGAGAAGCUUGAAUCCAAGGGUUUGAACGCUGAUGGUCGUCUCUUUAUCUCGGAUCGUGCUCAACUUGUCUUUGAUUUGCACCAAAUCAUUGAUGGUCUUAAGGAAGUUGAACUUGGCCGUGGCAGCAUUGGUACCACCAAGAAGGGCAUUGGCCCGGCUUAUUCCUCCAAGGCCUCGCGUGGCGGUCUUCGUGUGCACCACUUGUACAACUUUGAAGAAUUUGCCGACAAGUUCCGUGUCAUGGUCGAAAACAAACGCAAGCGUUAUGGUCACUUUGAUUACGAUGUUGAAGGUGAACUUGCUCGUUAUCGCCAAUUCGCUGAACGCCUUAGACCCCAUGUCGUCGAUGGUGUCGCCUUUUUGCACAACAAGAUGAAGGAAGGCAAAAAGAUCCUUGUCGAAGGCGCUAACGCUCUCAUGCUUGAUAUCGACUUUGGCACCUAUCCUUACGUCACUUCUUCCAACACUGCUGUUGGUGGUGUCUGCACUGGUCUUGGUAUGCCUCCUACCACCAUCAAAAAGGUCAUUGGUGUUGUAAAGGCUUAUACUACUCGUGUUGGUGGUGGUCCUUUCCCUACUGAACAACUCAACGAUGUUGGUGAAUACCUUCAACGUGUUGGUUUCGAGUUUGGUGUUACCACUGGCCGUAAGCGAAGAUGUGGUUGGCUCGACAUGAUGGUCGUCAAGUACUCGUGCAUGAUCAACGGUUACACCAGCCUCAACAUCACCAAGCUUGAUGUCCUUGAUCAGCUCCCUGUUAUCAAGAUUGCCACUGGCUACUUGCUUGAUGGAAAGCCUCUUGAAUCCUUCCCCGCCGACUUGAAUUGCCUCGAUCGCAUCGAAGUCCAAUACAUUGAAGUACCCGGUUGGGAGACCGAUAUUUCAAAAUGUCGCAAGUACGAAGAGUUACCUGAGAAUGCCAAGAAAUACAUCGAGUUGAUCGAAAAGGAAUCGGGUGUUCCAGUUGAAUGGAUUGGUGUUGGCGCAAGCCGUGAUGCUAUGAUUAGAAAGUAG